Cyprinus carpio (common carp) is the source of this 1897-nucleotide messenger RNA. RefSeq names its product protein FAM222A-like. Lineage: Eukaryota; Metazoa; Chordata; Actinopteri; Cypriniformes; Cyprinidae. The record is from RefSeq and is a predicted model, not a curated record.
GAGUGACAGAGCGUCGCGUCGCUUGUGUGUGAGAUCAGAAGAUGAGGAGACGCUGAGGAGAGUUUCGGCUCGCGUCUCAUCUGAUACCGCACACAAACUCACUUCAUAAACCGGAAAACUUUCUGCGUUCGGGCUUUUUAUGAUUCAUUUAUCAGCUGGAUUUGAUCUUCAGCCGAUGACUGGCGUGUUUUCCGGCUCACGGAGAGUGUCGCGGAUGAAGCGUGAGGCAGGUGCGUUUAUCAGCUCCAUCAGAACAUGAACUUCAGUCCCGUCACACCGAGCCGCUGGAGGCAUCCGUGGAGAUUCAACCCGCUGAUGGAUUCAUGAUCGCGGGAAUAUCACUGGAUCGAUGGAUUCCGCUGCGAUCAGAUGGUUUUAAAGCUUCAGUUCGAUCCCUGAAGUCUUCAGCGACCCGUAGAGCUCAAACUGCACCAUGCUGGCGUGUCUGCAGAGACAGAACCGACCGGCCCGACACCAGCACCUACACCUCACGUGUGCCACGAAGAUCCCGGACGCGCCUCUCAAUCACAAGAGUGAGGUGAUCUCCUCGCGCUGUGCUCGCUACCCGUCCGCAGCCGAACUGGACUCCUUUGCGCAAAGAACAGCCAACAGCCCCCUUUCAAUCAAGAUCUUCCCCUCCAACAUCAGGGUCCCGCAGCACAAGCAAAUCAGCAGGACCGUCAACGGCCUGGACACCGGCGGCCAGGGCUUGGGCCCGUACUCGCACCCCUACACCGGCGCCUACCAAGGCUUGCUGGCGAUCGUCAAGACUUCCUCCAAAGGUGUGUUGAAGAGCGCCGAUGGAAAACGAGCUAAACUUUCCCCUAUCCAGAUGGCGGUGGCUCCGUACGCGCCUCCCAGCAGACACCGGCAGAAGCCGUAUGGCGUUGUGUCCCACGGCGUCGUCCAUCACAUGAGCCGUCCGUCCAACGUCCAAUCCAGUCCUUCAUUUUUGGCCGCGUCUUGCGCCGACUCGAGUUUCGCCCAGAGCUCUCUGGCAUAUUCCGGAGCUGUUCUGCCUGCUCAAAGCGCAGACGCGGCCGGUUCGGAUUUCUGGGCGCAGCGGCAUUAUCCACACUUGUACGGAGCCGGGAGCGGGAGCGGAGCCGUCGUCAGCCGCUCGCCCGAGGUGUCCUACAGAUCCCACCCUCCCAGUCUAACCAUUCUAGACAAGGUCCCAUCAUCCCCUGCCAUGCAUAGAGACUUCUCAGUCAGCCAGUUCUUUGCUCCCGCUUGGAAUAGUGUGCUCGCCACACCGGAUAGCGACUGUUAUAACCUUCAGGAGCCGCUUGCCGGCUCCACCACGGCCCCGCGCCUCCAUCCGAACACCCUGUGGCCGCAGGGGAAGAGCUUGUGCCAGGCGUCGGUCCUCAGCAGCAGCUUGCAGUCUCUGGAGUGCCUCAUCAGCGAGAUCCAGCCGCCCUGCAUCAAGGAGCGCAUGCUGGGACGAGGACACGAGCCGCACCUUCAGCUGCCGGUGUUGAGAUAGGACACAGGCUGAGCUGAAAGCGCUGGGAGCUAGGGUUGUGUGGGUCACAGGUUUAAAGGGUAAUGGUAAUCCACACUGACCUGAAGGAACACUGGAUCCUUUCCAAUCAUUAAUGGGUACUGUGUUCAUCAAGCUAGCGUCUGUGUGUGGGUUACAGACAGAUUCAAGAGAUCUAGAGCUUUUCUAAAGCCUCUGGAAGAGUAUUUCCUAUCAUACACUGCUGUUCAAAAGUUUGGGGUUGUAAUGUUUCUGAAAGAAGUCUCCUUUGCUCACCGUGGGUGUUUAUAUAUCAGAAAUACAGUAAAAAUGUGAAAUAUUUUUAUGAUUUAAAACAGCUGUUUUCUAUGUGAAUCUCUGUUAAAGUGUAAUUUAUUUCUGUGAUGUGCAGCUGUAUUUUCAGCAUCAUUA